Neogale vison (American mink) is the source of this 2402-nucleotide messenger RNA. It is a transcript of the gene PARP3, whose product is annotated as poly(ADP-ribose) polymerase family member 3. The transcript is spliced from 9 exons. Bases 614 to 2020 code for a protein of 468 amino acids. NCBI's taxonomy places the organism in Eukaryota, Metazoa, Chordata, Mammalia, Carnivora, Mustelidae. Gene Ontology annotation, cellular component: site of double-strand break. Gene Ontology annotation, molecular function: NAD+ poly-ADP-ribosyltransferase activity. The record is from RefSeq and is a predicted model, not a curated record.
GGGCAGGGCAGGACCAGGUGUGACUGGUGCUUGCCCUAGGGCAGUUCAAGGCCACUGGUCUCAGACCCUGACUGGCACCCCAGAACUUUUGGACCCCUUGGGAAGGGUUUCUGGGCCACUGGGUACCAAGUUCUACAGGGACAGAUCUGCCCCAAGAGUGUGGCUCUUGGGAGCGGCUGUCCACUCUCCUCCAUAGUUGGGAUGACUCAGCCCAGUAACCAUGCCAGGUCCAUCUGAAUCAGCUGAGAAAGGGAGGAGCAGGCAGUAACCAGAGGGAGGAGGAGCCCAGAAGCAGGAAGAGGUUCUAUUUUCACUUUCCCUCCCUCUUCAGAGCACUGGAUUGCUAGAGGGUAGGGAACCAUUCUUCCUUGCCCCAAGUGCAGACUGGACGGGGGUCCUGGCCUGGGUCUUGUGAAUGGGGAAAGGGAAAGGGAACUGAUGCAGAGAGCUGGUUUUGUUUCUGGUCUGGGUCAGGGAAUGGGGAAAUGGGAGGCAGUGGGAGUGGGCUGUCACCAAAGGGCAAACCCAGACAGGGGCAAGUUGGUAUUAUGCCAGUCAGGUGGGACGCAGAGGCCAUGAAGCCUGAGGGUCCCCUCUGUGCCCCAGAAGAGCCAUGGCUCCAAAGCGCAAGUCCCAGGUGCCACAUGAGGGCCCUGACAAAAAGCAGGGGCGGCAGGGGGCAGAGGAGGAGGACCACUUCCACUCCACUGCCGAGGCUCUCAGAGCUGCGCCCACAGAGAAGCACACAGUUCGAGUGGACCCAGCAUGCCCACUCAGCCACAGCCCCGGAACCCAGGUGCAUGAAGACUAUGCCUGCACCCUCAACCAGACCAACAUUGGAAGCAACAACAACAAGUUCUACAUCAUCCAGCUGCUGGAAGAGGGUGACCGCUUCGCCUGCUGGAACCGCUGGGGCCGUGUGGUGGACGGCGGCCCAGUGAGGAGCGUGGUGCAACGUGUGCGGCCCUGCUCCCUGGACGCAGCCACGCAGAAGCUCAUCACCAACAUCUUCAGCAAGGACAUGUUCAAGAAUGCCAUGACCCUCAUGAACCUGGAUGUGAAGAAGAUGCCCCUAGGGAAGCUGAGCAAGCAGCAGAUCGCACGGGGCUUCGAGGCGUUGGAGGCCCUGGAGGCUGCACUGCGAGCCCCGGCGGAUGGUGGCCUCAGCCUGGAGGAGCUGUCCUCCCACUUCUACACCGUCAUCCCCCACAACUUCGGCCGCAACCGGCCCCCGCCCAUCAACUCCCCUGAGCUCCUGCAGGCCAAGAAGGACAUGCUGCUGGUGCUGGCGGACAUCGAGCUGGCCCAGACCCUACAGGCGACCCCCGAGGAGGAGAAGGUGGAGGAGGUCCCACACCCACUGGACAGAGACUAUCACCUCCUAAAGUGCCAGCUCGAGCUGCUGGACCCAAAGGCACCCGAGUACAAGGUGAUCUGUACCUACCUAGAGCAGACUGGCAGCAGCUACAGGUGCCCGGCUCUUCAACAUGUUUGGAAAGUGAACCGAGAAGGGGAGGGAGACAGGUUCCAGGCCCACUCCAAGCUGGGCAACCGGAAGCUACUAUGGCAUGGCACCAACGUGGCCGUGGUAGCUGCCAUCCUCACCAGUGGGCUCCGUAUUAUGCCUCAUUCCGGUGGCCGCGUUGGCAAGGGCAUCUAUUUUGCCUCAGAGAACAGCAAGUCCGCCAGCUACGUUACUGGCAUGUCCUGCGGAGCCCACCAACUUGGCUACAUGUUCCUGGGGGAGGUGGCACUGGGCAGAGAGCACCACAUCACCGUCGAUGAUCCCAGCUUGAAGCAGCCACCCCCUGGCUUCGACAGUGUUAUUGCCCGAGGCCACACAGAGCCUGAUCCAACCCAGGACACGGAGCUGGAGCUGGAUGGCCAGCGAGUAGUGGUGCCCCAGGGCCGGCCUGUGCUCUGUGCAGAGUUCAGAAGCUCCCAAUUCUCCCAGAGCGAGUAUCUUAUCUACCAGGACAGCCAGUGUCACCUGCGCUACCUGCUGGAGGUUCGCCUCUGAGCUCGCUGCCUAGUCCUGUCCGCGGGGUCUGCUGGAAGCUAAACCAUCAGCCUUAACCUUCCUGCCCACCCCUGGUGCCUCCAGAUCUCCCUCUUGUGUCCCAAACAAUGAUCCCUUCCCCAGUCCUUGCUGGCCCUGGCAUUGCCAUGGCCCCAGAUUCUCACCUCCUAAGGUCAUGGGUGUGAUGGACUGCUGUUAUUACUGGGGCACAGGUACAGCCGCCAGUUCAAGGUAGAGGAGCACAGACUGAGAGUGGGUGGAAUCCCACAUCCACCUGGACUGUCCACCUUGACCCAGAUCAUCUGUCUGAGAGGUGCGAGCACCAGGGGAGGCUGAACUUCAAGCAUACAUAGCAAGUUUAUUAAAUAUUAUAUCCACUCAC